Molecule: messenger RNA, 3951 nt
Organism: Salmo salar (Atlantic salmon)
Lineage: Eukaryota; Metazoa; Chordata; Actinopteri; Salmoniformes; Salmonidae
Product: kelch domain-containing protein 10
Biological process (GO): positive regulation of stress-activated MAPK cascade
Molecular function (GO): protein binding
Source: RefSeq, a predicted model, not a curated record
UUAUCUGAUUGGCUGGAGCAUUUCAGCUGGCGUGGACGACGUUUCAGGUUGACGUAAAUGCAUGUCUAGCUAACUAGUGUUUCGUUUUUUUUGUCCUUAUCACAGUUUGUUGCGACAUCAUUUCAAUCGAUGAAAGUUUUUAUUUACUGUUAGUUACCUUUUCAAAAUGUCCUCUGUUGAAGAUGGUGAAUGUAGUCGCGGCUUGUAUCAACUCAACAAAUUCGAGAAACUAUCGGGGAGGCCUCCCAUCAGAGACUCAGGCUCUAAGAAGAGAGUAAGAUGGCUUCAGGCUCGGCGGAUCUUCUCCCCUUCGUGCCCCAACUUCCGCAUCCCUAAUAGGUUUCUGAGAGAAGGUCACUGUGCCCCCCCAGCCCGCAGCGGGCACCGGUGUGUGGCCGACAGUGCCAACCUGUAUGUGUUUGGAGGAUACAACCCUGACUUUGAGGAGGCAGGUGGCUCGGAGAACGAGGACUACCCUCUUUUCAGGGAGCUGUGGAGGUUUCACUUCGCCACGGCUACCUGGCAACAGGUCCACACAGAGGGCUACAUGCCCACCGAGCUGGCUUCCAUGUCAGCUGUCUUACACGGAAACAAUCUAUUGGUGUUCGGGGGCACUGGGAUUCCUUUUGGAGAAAGCAACGGGAACGACGUCCAUGUCUGCAAUGUUCACUACAAACGCUGGAAACUGCUCAACUGCCGAGGGAAGAAACCCAACCGAAUCUACGGGCAGGCCAUGGCCAUCAUUAAUGGCUAUCUGUAUGUGUUUGGAGGGACGACAGGCUACGUUUACAGCACAGACCUACACAGGCUGGACCUGACUACCAGGGAGUGGACCCACCUCAAGCCCAACAACCCCCCUACAGACCUGCCAGAGGAAAGGUACAGACAUGAGGUGGCCCAUGAUGGACAGAGAAUAUACAUCCUAGGAGGCGGGACUUCCUGGACAUCAUAUCCCCUAGACAAAAUACACGCCUACAACCUAGAGACUAACUCUUGGGAGGAGAUUAUCACGAAACCUCAUGAAAAAAUAGGGUAUCCUGCAGCACGACGGUGUCACAGUUGUGUCCAGGUCAGGCAGGAGGUGUUUCUAUGUGGGGGUUACAAUGGGGAGCUGAUCCUAGCUGACCUGUGGAAGAUCAAUCUGCAGACCUUCCAGUGGACCAAGCUACCCACCGUCAUGCCUGAGCCUGCUUACUUCCACUGUGCUGCAGUCACACCGGCUGGCUGUAUGUAUGUGCAUGGUGGAGUGGUGAACAUGUCAGAGAACAGGAGGACUGGGUCUCUGUACAAGGUGUGGCUAGUGGUGCCCAGCCUGCUGGAGCUGACCUGGGAGAGGCUGCUCAAGGCCUUCCCUCGCCUGGCCCAGCUCUCCUCCCUGCAGCUACUCAGCCUGGGCCUCACACACACCCUCAUCCAACGCCUCAAGUAGACUACCAGGCCCUCACGGCUGACGUGGGAACAGGUCAAAGCAAGGACAGCGGUGAAGGCCAACGGAUUGUGGAUGGAACUGAGUUGACUCCCUUUCCUGCCACCACUGAGCAACGGAACAAUGAACAGGUGUGUUGGCAUGUCUGGGAAUGGACUGAGGGAAGAGAACUGAUGUACAUUGUGGACAUAACGUCAGGUCAUCCUCAAAAACAAACAUUGGAUGCCUUUUUAAAAAAUAAAGGUUUUAAUGUGUGCACUUUGACUGAGUUUGAAAUCCCAAGUGGAAUGUUUGAGAUUUGUUGGAGUCCCUGGGACCUGGUGUAUUUCAGGGUUUGUUUGCCUUCAUAUUUCAUUAGCUUAACUAGGAGACAGUGGAGUUUUAGUAGAAAUUGGAGUUCACUGAAUGCUACUUAUUUCAUCCUUUUAUAUGUUUGCAUGCAGCUGACCACACUAAUCAUACCCGUUAUCUUGAGUAUUGUUUCAAGGCACUCCAAAGGGCUCUACAGUCUACGCAAAAGAUCUGCAACGUAGCCGAUGGAGGUUAGUUUGCUUAGCUCUAUACGUAGUUCUAGGUAUUUUUUUUUAUUAUUUUUUUGUGCGGCUGAAUUUCUGGAACGCGACGCAAACGUAGCUCCAUAGACUGAAAACCACUAUGGAGAGCCCUCAUCUCUACUCAUUAUUCCCCCCACCCCCCCCACCACACACAUGCUGUUCAAAAGGAAAAUCAGUGGUGGAUUAUUUCCUUAAUGCCUAAAGGGACAUAUAUUUUUUUGGAAAUAGUCUCUUUUGAUACUGUGAUGUAUAGGUUCCUGAGGGAGACAGACCGGGUACAUGAUGCUGAUAGACAUGGUGUCUUGUUGUUUUCUGUAAGGAAGCCCACUGGUAAAGAAGAAGCAGCUGCUAUGUCCGCUGACCGGUCUAAGAUGAAUAGCUCUCAUUUAGCAGGCUGGUGGGGCAAGGCAUUGAUUUAGGACAGACAUGGCAAAUCUUGUUCUGUAUAGUUCACCUCUUGAGCCAGUGUGACUAUGUCAGCCCCCUGUGACAGCACUGUGACUCUCUAGAGCCUGAGUCUUACAACUUCUGGUCUUAGACACACUGAUCACACGCACAGAGGGAGCUGUGUGAAACUGUACUGUAGCUACAAAGUGAAAACAAGAGCAUGCCAUUUAUUUCAUUUAGUGCCUUUUUCAGAUCAUUUUUUUCCAGUGUCACAACUGUAUUUUAACUUUACUCCUAGUCACUGAAAAUAUGGAAAUGUCCAUAUCGCCCUCCACCAGUCUCUGUUCCCCCAUGCUUUACUAAUGAGUCCUCCUUCCUCCUAUUCUGUUUACUGACCUUUGGUCAAACCAUUCUGUCCAUUACAGUUCUCUUUUUGUUUGGGUUUCUGAAUGUCGAUCACGCACAGUGAACCCUUAACUUGUGAAUUUGGUUGGACAGACUCAUUUGGUAUGGUGCUGCCCAAUAUGGUGACCGGAGAGUGGGUGUGUCGAAAGGAGUGGGUGUAUGGAAAGCGAAUCGGCUAAUUGGGCAGAUUUGUUGCCACUCGACCGUUUUGCAUGUCAGCUUAAGCCAGUGCGAAUGACUCGUGCACCUGGUGUUGUAUUGCUCCAGCACUACACGGCUGACUCAAAUAACCAAAUCAUCAUUUGUUGAUUUAUUUGAAUCAGCUGAGUAGCGCUGGGGCAAAACCUCUUGGGGUCCCCAGGAAACUCUGGUGUAACCUAUAGCAGAGCACUACUUUCCUUUCCACACGCCCACUACUAUUCUUUAGACAUGCCCACUCACCCAUACUCUGGGCGUCAUAUUGGGCUGCAGCUACCCCCUUCUGCAUUUAUCCUAUUUGUGCUUUUAAAGAUGUGCACCAGUGUCUUCAGGUCGUUUUAACAUUAAACCAAACUGGACAUGUGUCUGGUGGAAAAACCAAUGAAAUCACAACUCUGCCUUUUUAACUUUUCAACAAUGUUGGGUUUAAUCUCUUUAAUAUCCCACACAUUUUCCCUGUCAGACUGUAACUCACCUGGCACCUCUGGUCCUCUUUGUUUAUCCUGUAGUUUCUACACAGAACAUAGGUGCUCAGUCUGAAAUCAAUGCCAAUCCUCUAGCACCCUGGCUACUACUUGUAGAUCUGGAAGACUAGGUUUGGCUUCUGACAUGUUUCUUACACCCACUCAAAUCUUUUAGGAUCAUGAGAAGUAUCAAGGGAUAGUGCCUAAGGGUUUAUUUUGGACUGGGAAAUUUGCCUUUGCUAUAACUAUACUUUUUGGGAAACUGGGCUUCUGUAUGGGACACUGCAUCCAGUGGUCUGUAUUGUUUUGUUGGUAAUCUAUGGAAGUAAAAGAUAUUGGAACUCCUCCAUGUCAACCUGUGAAUGUAGUCCCUUUACACAUGCUGUACUGAUGUGGAUGGACUAACUGAACCUGACUCUGCACAAUUUAAAGGCAAUCAUGAUGACGCUGUCAUGACUCCACUAGGUUUUUUAAUUUCAUUGUUUUAAUAAAUGUACUGUAAGCACUUUUUUUUAAA